AUGAAGUUUCUGUGCGCGAGCGCGUUUGUCGCGCUUGCGGCAGUUGUCUCGCUGCCGGCUGAUGGAAAGAAGACAAGGAGGCCAGAUCUGAACCUCGCCAGGAGUUCGUCCGCGCAUUCUCUUGAGACGGAGACCGUGCAGAGCUAUGUUUCCAAGAUGAUGGCCUCUGGUGUGGCGACGCCUGAUGAUGGAGAUAAGCGGUUGGUGAAGGAGAAGGUCUUGGAAGGGUCGCCAGAGCAGAUCAGAGACUUAAGCGUUUCGGAGCUGGUGCACGGCUUGUUCAGCGGCCGGAAGCUGGAUGGCGGCAACGCAAGCGUGCCGCAUGAGCCGAAGCAGCGCAUCAACAUCAGCGCCCAUGAGGCCCGCCUGAGCCACCGGGACGCAUGGCAUUUGAUCAAUGUCAAUGACAAGGAUGGUUCCGAGACCAUGGACCUAACGGAGUUCCUUUCCGCUCGUGGCUCGAGCCACGGCUUCCUUGACAAGACACCUCCAGAGAAUGCGAACACCACAGGCAUGAGCUUGGUGCAAGUGCAGGGCGUGUCGCAGUGUGUGGGGACGGUGAUGGAGAGGAUCUGGGACGCGGCCGGGUGCAUCGAGGAGUUCCACGUCGAGGAGUGCGAGUGGACGUGGAAGAUUUGGAAGAUGGUGGAGAACUGCGUUUGGAAGCCCAUGACGCGCGUCGUGGGCUGCUUCGUGGAGAAAGCCAAAGAGGUGGUGGCUUCAUUCGGGGACUGCUGGAAGAACAUCGAGGACGCGAUCCUGAGCGGCUUCCGGAAGUUCAAGAGCCUGCUGCCCCAAGGGUGCAACUCCUGGAGGAGCCGAGGGGGGUGUGGGCUGAGCGAGGCGAAAAACUUGGUGGAGAAGAUCGGGCCUGGCUUCCGCUUGGUGGGGAACUUCAUCUCGCAGGCCCAGGAGGUCGCGGUCGACCUGGGGAGGAUCGCUGCCGAUGCAGCGAAGGGGGUCCUGAACUUCGUCAAAGGCUCGGCGACGGCGAUUUGGAACUACCGGUUGCCAAGCCUUUGCACUCCGAGCGGCGUCGGGUACUGGAAGCUGGUUCCGACCGACUGCGGUGCCUUCGAUGCCAUGGGGAGGAUCUUCUCUGAGGUUUGGGCCGUGUGGAAGAUCAAAGAGAACUUCGACAACACCGUGCAUAAGUUCAGGGAUUGCCUCGGGAAAAAGAGCUUCAUGGGCCUGCCAUCGCCCUUCAUCGAGGUGUCCCUUCAGAGCUUGUGCCUGCCGCAGUUCAUGAAGAGGCCGCUGGAGAUGAUCGUGGGCUCAUUCCACCAUUUCAUCCAACAGAUCAGGGAGGCUUCCGGCGGCUGCCAAGGUUCGGACCAGGCGAUCUGCCAGCUUGCUGCGGACAUGAAGUCCAUUGGGCUGAAGAUCAAAGACGUGUUGGACACAAAGGUGUCCCUGAUGCAAGCCGCCAAGACCGUGGGUCGAGAACUUUCGCGCGGUCAGGCAGCUGAGACGAAGAUCGACGAAGGUUCCGGAGGGGCCUCAGCUGGCCUCUUUGAGUAUUCCUCUGGCGAGUGUAAAGGCCCCGACUUCUCCGUGAAGCUCGGGCUCAGCUUGGGCAUCAGCUUCAACCAACCCGGCGGGGGGACCCUCGUCCUCGGCUUGACAUUCACAGGGGCGGGGGGAUGCAAGAACGACAAGGGCUUCUUCGACCUGCUGCUGGGCUUCGGAGCCUCCAGGACCCUCAAACUAGAACUGGAAAGCUUGAGUCUGGUGUGCGCGAGUGCAGGGACGUUGCUGUGA
Messenger RNA from Symbiodinium natans, 1761 nucleotides. Lineage: Eukaryota; Dinophyceae; Suessiales; Symbiodiniaceae. The record is from the annotation of a GenBank genome assembly.